This is a messenger RNA of Homo sapiens (human), 2110 nucleotides long. RefSeq names its product hyaluronan synthase 1 (gene HAS1). The transcript is spliced from 5 exons. Gene Ontology annotation, molecular function: hyaluronan synthase activity. Gene Ontology annotation, cellular component: plasma membrane; membrane; cytoplasm. The record is from RefSeq and is marked reviewed. Lineage: Eukaryota; Metazoa; Chordata; Mammalia; Primates; Hominidae. Gene Ontology annotation, biological process: hyaluronan biosynthetic process. The coding region runs from base 59 to 1795 and encodes 578 amino acids.
ACAGAGAGGCUGGGAGAGCAAGCCGGAGAGAAGAGAGAGCCCGGCCAGACCCACUGCGAUGAGACAGCAGGACGCGCCCAAGCCCACUCCUGCAGCCUGCCGCUGCUCCGGCCUGGCCCGGAGGGUGCUGACCAUCGCCUUCGCCCUGCUCAUCCUGGGCCUCAUGACCUGGGCCUACGCCGCCGGGGUGCCGCUGGCCUCCGAUCGCUACGGCCUCCUGGCCUUCGGCCUCUACGGGGCCUUCCUUUCAGCGCACCUGGUGGCGCAGAGCCUCUUCGCGUACCUGGAGCACCGGCGGGUGGCGGCGGCGGCGCGGGGGCCGCUGGAUGCAGCCACCGCGCGCAGUGUGGCGCUGACCAUCUCCGCCUACCAGGAGGACCCCGCGUACCUGCGCCAGUGCCUGGCGUCCGCCCGCGCCCUGCUGUACCCGCGCGCGCGGCUGCGCGUCCUCAUGGUGGUGGAUGGCAACCGCGCCGAGGACCUCUACAUGGUCGACAUGUUCCGCGAGGUCUUCGCUGACGAGGACCCCGCCACGUACGUGUGGGACGGCAACUACCACCAGCCCUGGGAACCCGCGGCGGCGGGCGCGGUGGGCGCCGGAGCCUAUCGGGAGGUGGAGGCGGAGGAUCCUGGGCGGCUGGCAGUGGAGGCGCUGGUGAGGACUCGCAGGUGCGUGUGCGUGGCGCAGCGCUGGGGCGGCAAGCGCGAGGUCAUGUACACAGCCUUCAAGGCGCUCGGAGAUUCGGUGGACUACGUGCAGGUCUGUGACUCGGACACAAGGUUGGACCCCAUGGCACUGCUGGAGCUCGUGCGGGUACUGGACGAGGACCCCCGGGUAGGGGCUGUUGGUGGGGACGUGCGGAUCCUUAACCCUCUGGACUCCUGGGUCAGCUUCCUAAGCAGCCUGCGAUACUGGGUAGCCUUCAAUGUGGAGCGGGCUUGUCAGAGCUACUUCCACUGUGUAUCCUGCAUCAGCGGUCCUCUAGGCCUAUAUAGGAAUAACCUCUUGCAGCAGUUUCUUGAGGCCUGGUACAACCAGAAGUUCCUGGGUACCCACUGUACUUUUGGGGAUGACCGGCACCUCACCAACCGCAUGCUCAGCAUGGGUUAUGCUACCAAGUACACCUCCAGGUCCCGCUGCUACUCAGAGACGCCCUCGUCCUUCCUGCGGUGGCUGAGCCAGCAGACACGCUGGUCCAAGUCGUACUUCCGUGAGUGGCUGUACAACGCGCUCUGGUGGCACCGGCACCAUGCGUGGAUGACCUACGAGGCGGUGGUCUCCGGCCUGUUCCCCUUCUUCGUGGCGGCCACUGUGCUGCGUCUGUUCUACGCGGGCCGCCCUUGGGCGCUGCUGUGGGUGCUGCUGUGCGUGCAGGGCGUGGCACUGGCCAAGGCGGCCUUCGCGGCCUGGCUGCGGGGCUGCCUGCGCAUGGUGCUUCUGUCGCUCUACGCGCCCCUCUACAUGUGUGGCCUCCUGCCUGCCAAGUUCCUGGCGCUAGUCACCAUGAACCAGAGUGGCUGGGGCACCUCGGGCCGGCGGAAGCUGGCCGCUAACUACGUCCCUCUGCUGCCCCUGGCGCUCUGGGCGCUGCUGCUGCUUGGGGGCCUGGUCCGCAGCGUAGCACACGAGGCCAGGGCCGACUGGAGCGGCCCUUCCCGCGCAGCCGAGGCCUACCACUUGGCCGCGGGGGCCGGCGCCUACGUGGGCUACUGGGUGGCCAUGUUGACGCUGUACUGGGUGGGCGUGCGGAGGCUUUGCCGGCGGCGGACCGGGGGCUACCGCGUCCAGGUGUGAGUCCAGCCACGCGGAUGCCGCCUCAAGGGUCUUCAGGGGAGGCCAGAGGAGAGCUGCUGGGCCCCGAGCCACGAACUUGCUGGGUGGUUCUCUGGGCCUCAGUUUCCCUCCUCUGCAAAACGAGGGGGUCAGCCCAAGAUUCUUCAGUCUGGACUAUAUUGGGACUGGGACUUCUGGGUCUCCAGGGAGGGUAUUUAUUGGUCAGGGUGUGGGAUCUGAGGAGUGGAGGGAAAGGGUCCUGCUUUCUCCUCGUUCUUAUUUAAUCUCCAUUUCUACUGUGUGAUCAGGAUGUAAUAAAGAAUUUUAUUUAUUUUC